Molecule: messenger RNA, 1089 nt
Organism: Vigna radiata var. radiata (mung bean)
Lineage: Eukaryota; Viridiplantae; Streptophyta; Magnoliopsida; Fabales; Fabaceae
Exons: 2
Coding region: 1-1089 (362 amino acids)
Source: RefSeq, a predicted model, not a curated record
AUGUUUAAAACCUCCACUCCACAAGUUGCUAAGAAGUGUGGAAUUUGCAUUUCAACUGAUCACUACACUGAUGAAUGCCCUAGCUUGAUGGAAACUAAUGUGGAAAACUCAUCCCAAGCUUUUGCUGCGAACACGUUUGGAGGAAAUAGAUCAUACCAGAAUUGUCAUGAUUCAUCCUCCAAUAGGUAUCAACAGAACAUGCAACCUUAUGUUCCACUUCAACAAAGGCAACCUUAUGUUCCACCUCAACAAAGGCAACCUUAUGUUCCACCUCAACAAAGGCAACAAUCUCAACCUGAAAUGUCAUUGCAAGAUUUCAUGAAGACGAUGCUUGAGCAAAAUUCAGAAAUCAAGAAAUCAAUUGCAGAGUUGACUCAGAGGGUUGAUAAGUUAGAGACCAAGGAAUCAAACAAAAUGCCAGCACAAACAGUGAUCAACCCGAGGAAUGUGAAUGCUAUCACUUUGAGAACGGGAAAACAAGUAGAAGGCCCUGACGGAGCCCAAGAGGAUGAAGACAAGGAGGAAGAAGAAGCACAAAUUGAUGACAAUAGAGGACCAAAUGAAUCAUCACCUGAGACUACCAUUGAAAAAUUCAGGCGCAUUGAGGAUAAUGAGGUUGUGAAUUUGGGAAGAAAUGUGUCAAGCUUGGUAAAGAAGCAUAUUGAAAUACCACAAAAAUGCAAAGAUCCAGGUAUGUUCUCUAUUCCUUGUGUUAUUGGAAAUUCAAAGUUUGACAAUGCUAUGCUAGAUUUAGGAGCUUCCAUUAAUGUAAUGCCUUUAUCAGUUUUUACUUCUCUAUCUCUGGGACCUCUUAAGACUACAGGUGUGGUCAUUCAAUUGGCCAACCGUAGCACAGUUAACCCUGCAGAUGUGCUUGAGGAUGUGCUUGUCCGAGUAGACAAGUUAAUUUUUCCUGCAGAUUUCUAUAUCUUGGACAUGAAGGAUGAGGAAGGAGUCAAGUCAUCAACUAUUAUCUUGGGAAGACCUUUCAUGAUGACAGCACGAACCAAGAUAGAUGUGCAUGCAGGAACACUGACCAUGGAGAUAGGAGAUGAGAAGGUGCAUUUUUUAACGUGUUGGAGGCCAUGA